CUUCAUCUCGACCAUCGUCACCUCGCUCCCUCCACUGCAUCGCACUCCACUCCCCGUCUGUUAGAUAUCUCGUCGGAGACAAGAAGACCAUGAGGGAGACCGCAAGGAGAGAUUUUCCUCUGCGGGUUUGAGAGGAAAACCCCGAGUCCCGAGUCCCACUCGACCGGCUCCUACUCGCUCGUCCUCGUCAUUUUGCUGAUUGCGCAGUUCCAUUGAAGUCGGUUCUUCCAGAAUCUUGCUCAUCUCCAAAAGUCUGGUCCUACUCGACAACCUUACAAUCUAAGCUUACUCGCCGGAGUGUCGGCGGCUGUAGAUGAUUAGAAUGGCUUGCUCAGUGUACUUAACACCCCCCAUUUUCCUCCACAAUGCAAACAACGCCAAGACUGCACUGAAUGCUAGCCCAGUCAAGAUCGCCAGGGCAACACCGAGGUCGAGAACAUUUGCCCAGUUCGCAAUUCCACCCCUCUCCACUGCGGCGGCUGACUUUGCGUCCGUGGACGGCACGGCGAUCGCUGUCAUCGGUGGCAGCUCGGUGGCUGCAUUGGCUGCGGUGCUCACGCUGACGGAUCCAGAGAGGAGGCGGCAGCUCCAGGCAGAGGACGUGGGCGGCGGGGACAAGGAGGUGGUUAGGGAGUACUUCAACAACUCAGGGUUCCAGAGAUGGAAGAAGAUUUACGGGGAGACAGAUGAUGUCAAUAAAGUCCAGCGUGACAUACGGCUUGGCCACUCCAAGACUGUGGAGAAUGUGAUGAAGAUGCUGACUGAUGAGGGGUCUCUUCAAGGGGUCACCGUCUGUGAUGCCGGGUGUGGCACAGGGUGCCUCGCUAUUCCGCUGGCAAAGGAAGGCGCUAUCGUAUAUGCCAGUGAUAUCUCCGCUGCUAUGGUUUCUGAGGCCGAGAGGCAGGCGAAAGAGCAGCUUCAAAUAACCAACGAUGACCAAUCACCUCCUCCAACUAUGCCAAAAUUCGAAGUGAGUGAUUUAGAGACCCUAAAAGGGAAGUAUGACACGGUGAUAUGUUUGGAUGUUCUCAUACAUUACCCGCAGAGUCAGGCGGAUGGGAUGAUUGCCCACCUCGCUUCACUGGCAGAGAAUCGGUUGAUUCUGAGCUUUGCUCCGAAGACAUUCUACUAUGAUCUGUUAAAGAGAGUUGGGGAGUUAUUCCCAGGACCUUCCAAGGCAACAAGAGCUUAUUUACAUGCCGAGGCAGAUGUCGAGAGAGCAUUACGGAAGGUUGGGUGGAAAAUAAGGAAGAGAGGCCUAACCACCACUCAGUUUUACUUUGCGAGACUUGUCGAGGCUGUUCCUGCAUAAAGGCAAGGGAGUGAGUGAGAUGGAACUGUGUGCCAAAGUCGAAAGCAAAGAAGAAGCAGACUUAAAUACAGAAGGACCCCGACCAUAUAAUGAGAGAAAGGUGAGCUCAAAACUGUAGCUGCCAAAGAGUACAUUGAUGUGAUCACUCCAUUUUUUUGCAACUCUCCUGGAAUUUUUCAGGAGCAACCAAACUUAUCAGACAGGCUGUUGCAUCCUUUAAUCUUUCUUUUGUUAAGGGUCGGUGUAAGUUUGGAUACUUGAUAAGGUUGCUCUAUCACCCUGCACCAGUCUCUCUCUCAACAGUGGUCUCUAGUUGGUGCGCCGCCCCCUCCUCCCGAAAGGAAAAGAGUACUGAAAAGUAAGAAAAAGAGAGGAAAGUUGGUUCAUAACUGAAAAUUUUUUCAUUUGCGUUGU
Rhodamnia argentea is the source of this 1726-nucleotide messenger RNA. Its product is annotated as magnesium protoporphyrin IX methyltransferase, chloroplastic-like. Gene Ontology annotation, biological process: chlorophyll biosynthetic process. The record is from RefSeq and is a predicted model, not a curated record. NCBI's taxonomy places the organism in Eukaryota, Viridiplantae, Streptophyta, Magnoliopsida, Myrtales, Myrtaceae. The transcript is spliced from 4 exons. Gene Ontology annotation, molecular function: magnesium protoporphyrin IX methyltransferase activity. The coding region runs from base 314 to 1312 and encodes 332 amino acids.